Chara braunii is the source of this 2770-nucleotide messenger RNA. NCBI's taxonomy places the organism in Eukaryota, Viridiplantae, Streptophyta, Charophyceae, Charales, Characeae. The record is from the annotation of a GenBank genome assembly.
GUACRGAGCCURAUUCCGGAUCGUCCUCGUCCUUUUCCAUCGGGUGAACUUUAAUAAUCGAACCAAAGCGAACACAAGCGGAGUCUUGUGCGAGCAUAGGCGGGAUCUGUGAGACUCGAACAGGAGAUGGGUGUGGACAUUCGUGGCGGCGGCCAUGCAUUGUCUGAUGAAGAGCUGGAGGCCGUGGCAUUGGUGGUGACUGUCGUCGUUCUGAACACGAUGAGCGGCAGGUCGUCCACACAGCGCCAAAUGCGUCUGCAGUUGCGGAAGCGUAGAGCGUUGUUGCAGCGUGUGGUCGAAGCUUCGGAUUGCAUGGCGACGUCUGAAGCGGCCGUGCAGCUGUGUUCGGCAUUCUCCGGCAUGCCAUCACAUGACUACUACGGCCACAAACAAGCAUUUGCAGUCCAAGCCCAGAUGGUCAUGGAUUUGGACUUGCGUAUCCUGGACGUCCAUGCCGGAUACCACGAAAGCGGGGAGUUGUUCGAUGCCCUGCCGGAGAAUCUACCGCACGGCGUCGUCAUGCGAGGUUACCUUCUCGGUGACAAUGGCUACCCCGUUGCUUGUCCAUGGAUCGUGCAGCCGUACGGAGGAAUCGACCAGCCUCCUGACGAGGAGCGCUUUGACACAAAACAGAAGGUGGCACGCGGUUGUGUAGAGAGAGCUUUUGGGCGGUUGAACUGCAUGUGGUGCCUGUUCCUACGCACCCACAAAAUGAACUUGGAAACCUUGCCUCAGCAGUUCAUCGUCGUUUGCACUCUCCACAACAUCCUCUUGGACGCGGGGAUUGAGUUCGACGAAAACCUGUUGUGGGAGGUCGAAAGCAACGACGUAGAGUGGACUUGGGUAUUGUGGGGACGCCAUGCAAGGUCGACAACGAUGCGCAAACGUCGACGGGGACCUGUUGUGGGAUGCACUCCACGAUCGGUUGACAUUGAUGAAAGCAAAAAAGAACAGGGGGAGCAUAAUGCUCGAAUAGAAGCUAUGAUGAGAAACAUGCGGCCCACUGCAGUGCGUGCCCCUCUGGUUCAACAAGGGCUGGCCCCUGCGCCGGUUCUCGGAGGAGCCGCAAACAAUCUGAAUGUCUGUUAUGCAUGUCAUCAACUAGAGCAUCUAGCCCGUGACUGCCCCCACCGGCCUCCGCAACAACGAGUCGAGGUUGCACCGAUGGCGGCGGCUCCCAUCGCUAACGGACCAGGAGGAGUAGGCGCUUUGAUGGAAGAAACAGAGGGUAGGGAAGAAGCCGCCGAGCUCAUCCCAUUAGAUCAAUAUGUAUCGCUUGGGUAUCCCGGACUUGGAAUGAUCGGAACAAUCCGACCGGCCCCAGAACAAAAAGAAGUGGCGGAGUGGCGACCUUCUCCAGCGAUGAAUAUGACAUUCCAGAACUUCGUCAACAAGACGCGGUUAACACAGGGGAUGAUCAACUUCUGCGUGAUCGUGUACAUGGAUGAUAUCCUUGUCUACUCGGAGGCCUAUCAUGGGCACGCACAACACAUCGAGUGGACAUUGGGAGCGCUGAGAGACGCCGGGUUCAAGAUUUUGCUCGAGAAGAGCGAGUUUUUCCUCUUGGAAAUUUCGUUCUUGGGCUACGUCGUGACACGUGGGGGACUGCGGCCGGAUUCAAGAAAGGUUGCGGCGGUAAGAGAAGCCCCAGUUCCCACGUCGCUAACGCAGGUUCGAGCCUUCUUAGGGUUGGCAUCGAACUAUCGUCACUUCAUCAAGGGUUUCGCCGCGAUUGCACGACCAUUGACGAACCUGCUACGGAAGGACCAGCCUCUCAAUUGGGACACGGAGUGCCAACAGGCCUCCGCGACCCUCAAGGACGCUCUGGCAACGGCCCCUAUUUUGAUUCGGUCGGACCCCUCGAAGAAGUUCAUUCUCAUUACAGACUGGCAACCGGAAGCUAUCUCUGCUAUUCUAGCGCAGAAGGGGAACGAUGGUCGUGAACACGUCAUCGAGUACGCGUCGCGCACGUGCGCCGCUAUUGAGCAAAGAGAAGUGGGACGCGUGGUGGGAGGACUACAUCAAACUCGCCUUCUGUCUAUUGGAGAUAGAGUUCCGCUGGUCAGAAGCGGCCCCGUUCAGAGAAGGACCAGAACACCCAGAGGACAGCGUGGAGCUUCUGAUCAUCCAAGCCUGGAGAACGGCGGAGCAGGGCGAUCUGCUGGGAAUCGUAUUCGGGAAAGUGGGGGAGGGCAAUCUCACCUUGAUCACGGACGAGUUGCUGGUGUUUUUGACUGGAGAAACGUGGCGCAGGACGAGGAGAUAGGGGGAGCAGACGAAGAGGAGGAAGAAGAAGAGCCAUCGAGUGAAGAACGGGACGAUCCAGACUACGUCCCGGAAAGAGAAGCGGGGAUAGCCGGCGGAUCGAGCCAGUCGCAGGAAAAGAACGAAGAGGAGGAAGAGCAGAGGAAACGAAAGCGUCGGGAGACUGCGGAGGGAAAGCAACCCACGGCAAACGUUUCAUCGAUCGGGGAUCCGUGGCGUGAUCCGGAGCCGCCUGAAGAAGAAGACGAUGGAACCGCAGCAGAGGGAUCGCGGAGAAGAAGAAGAAGAAGUGAAUCGCCAGCUCCCUCCGGCUCCCCGUCCCGAUCCUCCAUUCAUCUACAUCAAGAUCUCGGCGUUUGGGCUUCGUCCCCGGUCGUUCUCUCGCCGACCCCGUCACUACCUCAUGCUUACCCGUCUUCCCGAUAGACCCCCGUUCCCUGAUGAUUGGUGUCCUUUCCCCCAUCACCUUUUCUACCAUCUCUACGCUACCCGCCUUCUAGCCUCC